This is a messenger RNA of Cercospora beticola, 2368 nucleotides long. RefSeq lists its product as uncharacterized. Gene Ontology annotation, biological process: transmembrane transport. NCBI's taxonomy places the organism in Eukaryota, Fungi, Ascomycota, Dothideomycetes, Mycosphaerellales, Mycosphaerellaceae. Gene Ontology annotation, molecular function: transmembrane transporter activity. The record is from RefSeq and is a predicted model, not a curated record. Gene Ontology annotation, cellular component: plasma membrane.
GAGAGCACACGAACAAGUCGAACUUCGCGCAGUCAAGCGCACCAAGAACGCAACUAAGCACGGGCUUGGCAGGCUUUGCAACGGCAGCCGUGGCAGCAGGAGCGAGCGAUCCCCGUUGGCGCUGCUGUGGAGCGUCAUUGCCCUCCUCCACUCUCCAUAUGGAGUGUGUGGCUCCAUCAUUCCUUCCACACGCACGUCGGCGUCACUGCCGAUCAGCGGCGUCGCGUUGCCAGACAUGACCGCCCUUUAUAUACUGCUCGCGUGCCCCCGCCCACCGUGCUGCGAUGUGAUCGUGGAGCAGCUGUCGAGGGCACAGCAUAGCACAGCAUCUCAUAUCUCGCCACAGCGUGUCGCCCAGCAUGCCCAAGAACACGCAUUUCACCGACGACGCGCCCGCCGUCAUCAACCAGGCUGACCUGGAUCAUGCCAACGAGAAGCUACACCGCGAGAACGACGAUGAUCAGCAUUCCGACAAGACCACUUCCGAUCGCGACCAUGUCGACAACCACCAGGACCACAGCGCGAACCGCAAUGGCGAGAAGCUCGAACAGCUCGGCACCUACGACAAGUACGAGCUCACAGAGGAGGACUGCUACCAGGAGCUGGGCUUCUGCUUCCCGUCUUGGAAGAAGUGGUACAUUCUCAGUGUGAUCUUCAUUGUCCAGGUCUCCAUGAACUUCAACACCUCGCUCUACUCCAAUGCCAUUCCCGGCAUCAGCGAAGAGUUUGGCGUCAGCGCGCAAGCUGCUCGAUGCGGUGCCAUGAUCUUCCUCGUCCUAUACGCGUUCGGCUGUGAACUGUGGGCACCUUGGUCAGAAGAGUUUGGACGCUGGCCUAUCCUCCAGCUGUCGUUGUUCCUAGUCAACAUUUGGCAACUUCCCGUCGCCCUCGCUCCCAACUUCGCCACCAUCAUGGUCGGUCGUGCUCUCGGUGGUCUGUCUUCUGCUGGAGGCUCCGUCACUUUGGGUAUGAUUGCAGACAUGUGGGAGUCGGAUAAUCAACAAUAUGCAGUGGCCUUCGUCGUCUUCUCUUCAGUCGGCGGUUCUAUUCUGGGUCCUAUCGUUGGCGGAUUCAGUGAAGCCUACCUGGACUGGAGAUGGUCCAUCUGGAUCCAGCUCAUCUUUGGAGGUGCCGUCCAACUUCUCCACGCAGCCACAGUGCCGGAAACACGAACGACCAUCAUGAUGAACCGCAUCGCAAAGAAGCGAAGAAAGCAAAACCCAGACGCGAAUGUGUGGGGACCUGAUGAGCUGGUGCCAUUCAAGGAGAGGUUCUCCGCCAAAGAAAUUUUGGUGACCUGGAUUCGCCCGUUCAAGAUGUUCUUGACAGAGCCCAUCGUAUUGGUACUCUCCUUGCUCUCCGGCUUCUCUGACGCUCUGAUCUUCAUGUUCAUCCAAUCCUUUGCAUUGGUCUACGAUCAAUGGGGUUUCUCCACUGUGCAGAUCGGAUUGGCCUUCAUCCCCAUUGGUGUGGGCUAUGUUCUCGCCUGGAUCUUCUUCAUCCCUGCCAUCAGGCGUAACAUCAAAGAACGCCAGGCCAAGCCGGAUGACGAGCGAGCGCAGUAUGAGUCGAGGCUGUGGCUAUUGUUGUAUCUGGCACCCUGCCUGCCCAUCGGUCUCAUUGGCUUUGCCUGGACUAUUCAAGGACCACCAAUUCAUUGGAUCGGCUCCAUGAUCUUCGCCGCAAUCGUGGGCAUCGCGAACUAUGCCAUCUAUAUGGCGACCAUCGACUACAUGAUUUGCGCGUACGGCCCAUACUCCGCAUCUGCCACUGGUGGCAACGGUUGGGCACGAGACUUCCUGGCUGGUGUGCUGACAGUCCCUGCCACGCCAUUCUUCACGAAUAUCAGUCCUCCGAAUAAUCUGGAAUACGCGAGUACCAUCUUGUUCUGCAUUUCCUUCCUGCUUGUGGCAGCUGUUUACGUAAUCUACUGGAAGGGUCCUACACUCCGGAAGAGAUCUCCAUUCGCACAACAGUUGGCUGCCGUUAGGAACGAAAGCGUGGACCACGGAGGCACAGGAGGCAGACGAUUGAGUUACAUUGCCAACUCCCGAAGAGCCAGUGCAGCGGCUGGCCGUCCCGGACUCAACGAGCGCUCCUACUCACAAUCACAACGAUUCUUUGGCGAGACUCGUGUCACGCCACGCGGUACGCCGACAGCAUCAAGAAAGAACAGUGUUGUGAGAUGAGACCAUUUUGUCUCGAUAUGACUAGCUCGAUUCAUGACAUGUACAGUUGUAUAGACGAAACAUAACACGCAAUACAUUGUUGAGUCAUUGCCAGGUCUUCUCUGCGACUCUCAUUCAUGCCUGGUACCCAGGUUGUCGAACAGCCCACCGUUCGCCUUUCACUGACCAAGCUCUCGGAU